GUAUUAUAAUAUGAUUAUAGAAUCAAAUGUACCCUAAAAGAUCAUAGAUUUAUACAAGCCAUAUAAGAAAUAGUUCGAAAGUGUUAAACAUGUUCUACAAGGGCAUACAUUUUAUUUAGAUUAAAGAUAUAUGCCUAUUGAUAUAAGUGAACAUUCACAUUAUAAAAUUAGUUGGCCAAGGGGCUUAUGGUUGUGUAAUACAAGCAAUAGACAAAUUAACAAACAAGCCUGUUGCUAUAAAAAAAAUAGAGAGAACAUUCAAUCAUCGUUUGUUUGCUAAGAGAACUCUGAGGGAAUUGAAAAUUCUAAGAUUGAUAAAACAUGAUAAUGUAUGAUGAAUGAUUCUAUAGAUUCUUUAGGUAGUAGAUUUAAAAUAAGUCUUAUUGCCUCCUAGUAGAGAAGAAUUUGAAGAUGUUUAUAUGGUGAUGGAUUUACUGGAAGCAGAUUUAUCAUAAGUUAUUAAAAGUGAUUCAAUCUUAAAUGAUGAUCAUAUGCGACUGUUUAUUUAUCAAGUAUUGCGAGGUCUAAAAUACUUACAUUCAGCUGGAAUUUUGCAUAGAGAUUUAGUGAUAAUCAUAUUUAAUUUAGAAACCAAGAAAUUUAUUAUUGAAUAGAAGUUGCGAUGUGAAGAUAUGCGAUUUCGGUUUGGGUAGAGCAAUAGCAGAAAACAUUCAAAAUAACAUUAUGAUGACAUAUUAUGUUGAAACUAGAUGGUACAGAGCUCCUGAAUUAUUAAUUGGAUAUCAGAACUACAGUUCAGCUGGUAGAUAUUAAAGUUUAUAAUUUUUCAGUUGAUAUUUGGUCAGUUGGAUGCAUAUUAGCUGAGAUGAUUCUCAGGAGACCGUUUUUGAGAGGAGAUUCUACUAAACACCAAAUCAAAGUUAUUUUUGAAUUGUUGGGAACUCCAAAUGAACAGUAUAUUCAGUCAUUCCCAGAUUUAAAAGUACAGCAAAAUCUACGAAAAAUCAUUUAAGAGUAUGGGCAUUAAAAUGGUAUUGGAUUGAAUUAGAUAUUUGGACAUAUAAAUUAAGAUCGUAUAUAAAAAAUAGUAAUGAAUAGUUCUGGAUUUAUUGAAAGGACUUUUGAAGUUUGAUCAUAGAGAUCGUUUAACGGCUGCUUAAGCUUUGAAACAUUCAUUCUUACAGAUUUUGCAUAGCGAGGAAGAUGAAGUAUUGCAUUAUUUUAUGUUCGCUUAUAGCCAACAUCUCUGCCAGUAAAUCACUUGGAAUUCGAGUUUGAAAAAUAUGAAUUGACUAAAGAGCAAUUGAAAGGUAAUGGAAUAAGAUGCUUAUGUUAUAGAUAUGCUUUAUGAGGAGAUCUUGCUUUAUCAUUUUUCAGAGUUUAGAAAUUAGUACUUCUAAAAGCUGCAAUCUGGUUAGUCAUUGAUUAGUCACAUUGUAAACAAUGAAAAUGCUCGAAUAAUUGAUCCAAAUGCUGAUGAUGAUUUUGAAUAAUGAUCAAUGAAAUUAAUUCUUUUG
Paramecium octaurelia is the source of this 1478-nucleotide messenger RNA. The record is from the annotation of a GenBank genome assembly. NCBI's taxonomy places the organism in Eukaryota, Ciliophora, Oligohymenophorea, Peniculida, Parameciidae.